AUGACAGAUCUCGAUGGGAAUGAAGCACUGCUACACCUACUUGAUGAAACAUGGGAAGAUAAGCAGCGUAUCACUGUACACAACUCAAAAUGGACGCGAGAUUACCUUACGCGGUUGACGUCCUUGUCGCUAGAUGAGCUGUUGCAUGAGCCUUCCGAUUUACGAGUCGAACGAGAAAGCUUACAAAAGGACGCGCAACAACUCGCUUUUCAUGAUUAUCCAGCGUUCAUUCAUGCGAAUACGUGCCGACAUCAGGUUUCUUCAACGCUCGACGAGUUGCAGAGUCAUUUGGAUGGAUUUGUUACGAGCGUGCCUGGAUUGCAGGAAGCAUGUCAGUCAUUUAGCGAUAUCGCCGGUGAGAUUGUCGAGGAACGAAACAAGAUUACACGAGUUAUUGAACAACAAAACGUGCUUGUGGACUUGUUGGAGAUACCUCAACUCAUGGAGACAUGUGUAUGGAAUGGAUAUUACUCAGAGGCUAUGGAUCUUGCUUCUCAUGUUCGAUUACUGCUUGUACGCUAUCCGCUACCCAUUGUUCAAAGCAUUCAACGACAAGUACAAGCAUCUGUUGAUUUGAUGCUCUUACAGCUUGUGUCCCAUUUACAAAGACCUAUCAAGUUGGCAGCAGCCAUGAAUGUCAUGGGCCAUUUACGUCGUAUGGAUGCAUUCGAUUCGGAGAUCGAGCUACGUAUGGUGUUCUUGAGAUGUCGUCACGAUUAUUUGACUCAACGCUUGGAACGCAUCAAACGUGGCAAAUCAUCCAACGAGCACGAAGAGGCAUUCGAAUAUGUUAAACGAUACAUCGAUGUGAUGCGGGAGCAAAUGUUUGAGAUCGCCACGCAGUACAUGUCUAUCUUUUCACAACAAGAGCAACAAAGUAUCCUGAUUCUAUCUGACUACAUGAUUCAUUUAUUGAACACCAUCCACACUCUACUCACCACCGAACUACCAAAGAUUACGGAUACUUCUGCAUUGGCAUCCUUACUCACUCAGCUACAGUACUGUGGUAUGUCACUCGGCCGUGUUGGUAUCGACUUUCGACAUCUCUACGUACACGUCUUUGAAGACACGGUGCGCCCGCUUAUUCUGAAAACAGUCGACAAAGCAACUGAGGAGCUUGUUACUAUCAUCACCACCAAUAAAGCUCCUCCUAAUACAUGGAUGCUGACAAAUCGCUAUACGACAUACCAGCAACAGCAACAGAUAGCAGACAACGAACACAGCAAUACUCAUUCACAUCAGCCACCAAUGCUUCUCGUUGACUAUCCACCAUUAGCUGUUUUUACCAAUGCCAUCUUGUCAGCCUUCAAUGCAUUACGACUUCUUCCAGCCGUCAGUCUUCUUCAGCCUGUAUCUAGCCACCUGGAUGCCUGCUUUUUGGAAAUCGGGAGUGCGCUGAAGCAAUACGUGGACAACGCUGAAUCUACAAUACCACACGAGAUGACAUCGGUGCGUUCAUUUGUAUUGGCGUAUGUUCGUUGUUGUGUACCAUUUCUACGUGAUUGUCUUUUCAGCGGCAUCUAUGUCGAUAUCCAGCAUGAAAGUGAUAUCAACGACAAAGAUCUCGAAGCGUUGUUCGAUUUAAAAUCCGACGAGCAGAUUGGGUCAACGGCAGAAAAUGAUACUACGGAGGAAAAUGUCGAUAACAGUGCCAGUGCUCACGAACCGGAAGAAGAGGGCAAGGAGAACGACGAUACGUCAGUAUCAGUUGACUCGAGUAGCAACGACAAAGAUCUGGCAAACAACAUGUUAACGAGUAAUGAUGACAAUGACAAUGACAACCAAUCACGCAAUCAGGAGGAUGAGAAAACAACAGCUACAGAAGCACAAGAAGCACAAGCUGAUGGAGGGCAUAUGUCUCAAACAGGAUCAGAUACAACCAAUCCACAGCUAGAAUUUGACGAAUCUCAACCAAGGAUAGAUAAUGAAAAUGAGACUACUGGCAAGGAUGAUAAUUCAGCCAUUGACGACUCGACCAGCUCGAAACCGCGUGGCAAAAAAGCAAAAGGGAAAUCCAAAGGAUCAAGGCGGCGUCAACAUUAA
Lichtheimia ornata is the source of this 2043-nucleotide messenger RNA. RefSeq lists its product as uncharacterized. The record is from RefSeq and is a predicted model, not a curated record. Lineage: Eukaryota; Fungi; Mucoromycota; Mucoromycetes; Mucorales; Lichtheimiaceae. Bases 1 to 2043 code for a protein of 680 amino acids. The transcript has a single exon. Gene Ontology annotation, biological process: intra-Golgi vesicle-mediated transport. Gene Ontology annotation, cellular component: COG complex.